Messenger RNA from Colletotrichum godetiae, 1011 nucleotides. Its product is annotated as prefoldin subunit. Bases 220 to 834 code for a protein of 204 amino acids. Gene Ontology annotation, molecular function: tubulin binding. The record is from RefSeq and is a predicted model, not a curated record. The transcript is spliced from 6 exons. NCBI's taxonomy places the organism in Eukaryota, Fungi, Ascomycota, Sordariomycetes, Glomerellales, Glomerellaceae. Gene Ontology annotation, cellular component: cytoplasm; prefoldin complex. Gene Ontology annotation, biological process: microtubule-based process; protein folding; tubulin complex assembly.
AUAGCUUACCUUACAUCACCUCUGCUUUGGCUACGUGGUGGUGGGAGCUACCCCACCAAGCAUGUACCUUGACCCCUCACCUCGGUGAACAGGCCACCGUAGAUUGGGCGGUGCGGCGGACCGUCACUGCAGCUUCCCCUCCACACCGUACCGGAAAAAUCGCGAGUUCCUACUUAACAUCAGAAGAUGCGCUGAAGGCAACAUCAGCUCAAUUUCACAAUGUCGGCAGAGGGAAAGAAGCCGGAGACGGCUGUCAAGGACGCCACGCCUAGCAACCCUCGAGGUAUCCCCAAGGCACCGUUCGUCGACAAGGUCGAGGACUACGUCACCACCCGCGAGGAUGUCGAGCCGACGAUGCGCAACUUCCAGGAGAUGAUUUCGAAAUACCAGUUCAUGGAGCUGAAUCUCCAGAAGAGGAUGGCUGGACUGAACGACAAGAUCCCCGAUAUCCAGAAGACCCUCGACUCGGUGCGGUUUUUGAAGCUCAGACAGGACGACGAUGAACCGAUCGAGACGACGUUUGAGUUGAACGAUACGCUGUACUCCAAAGCAAAGAUCCCGCCCACAGAGGAGGUGUACAUUUGGCUAGGCGCAAAUGUCAUGUUGUCGUACCCCGUCGAAGAAGCCGAGACCUUGCUUGAGUCCAAGCUAUCAACGGCGAAAACGAGCUUAUCAAACUGCGAGGAGGACCUGGAUUUCUUGAGAGAGCAGAUCACGACUAUGGAAGUCGCGAUCGCGAGAGUAUACAAUUGGGAGGUCGUUCAAAAGCGGAAAGAUAAGGAAGAAGGAAAGGAUAUCAAGAAGGAAAAGGACGAGGGCAAGGAUGGCAGUUGAAAAGCGAAAAUUUCGAUACCAAACCAAUUACAACUUGAUGAUUUUCUGCCACUAUUUGCACAACCGCAAUAUUGCGGCACAGCAUAAACCAGCUUUUCGCACAAGAAAACCACAAGAAGACCGGAUCAUUCAGCCGUCAAUUCAAGCAAGAGCCCUGCAAGCUUACGAAUCCCGACC